AUCGACCGUUGCGACAUUCAAGGAGGGUUGACGUCAGUAAUAAUAAAACCGUUCUCCGUUUGUAGGAAUCGCCGCCAUCUUGUUUUCCUUUAGUAACUUACGCUAUAAUACACCUUAAAAUACACGUAGUCUAAACUAAGCUAAAAUAAUCGCUUGGCAACCAUUGUGACUCAUCAACUAUGUGAUAAACAUCUGUGUCAGUAUUAUUUGUUAGUCAUUUCAUUUAUUAAUACGUCUUAAGGCGCAUUUUCAUUGGUCGAUCAGUCGGUAGUUAGCCCGCAUGCGAGCUAACAACCAAUGAAAUCCACUGGUCGAUAACUCGGUCGAUUAAACGUGUGCGGGUGAUAUCCGCAUUCGGGAUAACGACCAAUGAAACUAGUCAGUCGAUAACUCGGUCGAUACAAAGCAUGCGGUGACUCGCCUCCGUUCAGUCAUUUAUUAGACGUCAUCAAUACUACGCGCAUUAUUUAUAUUAUUAACGCUGUUUAUUUACGCAGCGUGGGAGCAAAAUGGCUGAACGGUUUUCGGAUUCACAAAUGCUAAAACUCGUAAAGAUCUAUCGAGACUACGAUUGUUUGUGGAACGUAACGAGUGCUUUGUAUAAAAAUCAUGACGCAAGACAAAGUGCGUACAAACAAAUUGCGGAAAAGUUAAACAUUAGUGGCAUCUCAGACAAAGAUAUACCAAAAAAAAUUAAAAAUUUAAGGUCAUCGUACUAUCAAGAAUUAAAAAGAAUUGAAAAGAGCACUCGAUCCGGAAGCGACCGAGAUUCUGUUUAUAAACCGAAGGUGUCAUGGUUUUCAAUUGCCGAUGGAUUUUUAAGAGCAUUUAAAAAUAAAGAGAAGACAUUUUCAAAUAUCGAUGAAAAUUCGGAAAUAGCUACUGAUACUGUUGACUUCGAAAAUAAUAAUACGGUAUUAGAAGAGAAUGAUAGAGAAGAAAACUCAAAUGCUGCGGAUGAAAUUAUUGAAAAUCGAGUUCAAGAACUAACCGAAACGUCUUCAUCUACAUUCACUGUGAAAUCAAAACUAGCAACGAAGAAAAGGGGCAAAUCAAAUAAAAGACAGGACGAGGUACAUGAAGCCAUUGACAAAAUAAAUAAAAUUGCCGAGAAUGUUACUAAAAAUACAACAUCGUUACUACAAAAUAAAGAAGAUGAAUUCGACAUUUUUGGGAGAUAUAUAGCCUCGACUUUACGUACAUUGCCACGCGAGUUUUCAAUUAUUGCAAAAACAGAUAUUCAAAAGGCUUUAUCGGAAAUUCAAUUAAAAGCAUUGAGACAGCAAACCAAAUCUUCGUUUUUGUCCUAUGGUACCUCGACGUCUAAUAUCUAUGAUCCAGAAAAUCAAGGAUAUUUAAGUUCCUCAUCUGUGUCUAAUUUAUCUAACUAUGAAGACGAUGUCAACAACAUCAGUUUCACAAACAUAUGAAGCAAUUUUAUAUAUUAUUUAUAAAUAUGCAACAUCUAUUUGCCUGGUAAGGCAUUUUUAGUUCAUUUAAUUAUUUGAUAUUGAUUAAAUGAUUACAACACUCGCGGACACCAAAACCGAACCACUUUGUAAUCCACCAGACAUUGAAAUUUGAAACUAAUAACAAUAAAGAAAUAUUUUGUUAGUCAAUAUUUAGAGAUGGUUGUACACAAUAUCCGUACAUCGGAGAAAAACGAUACAUUUUUGGUUAUCAAAUGAAAAAAUGAAAAAAAUUUAAAUAAAACUAUUUGAAAGAAAGAAAGAAAGAAAGAUUUUUCGAAAGAAGAGAAGAAAAUUUCUUUCUUUCUUUCUUUCAAAUAAAACUAUUUCUAAGAACGUACAUUUGAAAACAAUAUUUUGUAACCUAAUUUGUUGUUUCUGCCCAUAACACUCCGAAAACGGCAUUUCAAUAUAGUUCAAUAAAUUGGUGUCCAUAAAAAAGGGUGGUACGCUUUAGGUGACCGGAAAUGUAUUCUGCUCAAUUAAAACUUCUUAACGUACGUACGUACGUAACGUAAUUAAAACUUCGAAACGUACAAAUUUGUAAGAAUAUUGCAAAAUUUAAAUAAACAUUUACUUUAUAAUCUUAA
This is a messenger RNA of Danaus plexippus (monarch butterfly), 2059 nucleotides long. RefSeq lists its product as uncharacterized. Bases 510 to 1430 code for a protein of 306 amino acids. The record is from RefSeq and is a predicted model, not a curated record. The transcript is spliced from 2 exons. Lineage: Eukaryota; Metazoa; Arthropoda; Insecta; Lepidoptera; Nymphalidae.